AGCCGCCUGAAGAAACAUCCCCGAUAGUUUUCUGGAAAUCCCCCUACACUAGUAACGUUACUACACUCCUUCUCCUACCCGCUUCACCUCCGAGAUCUCUCCCCGCUCCGGCGAGCGGAGCUUCGGAGAAGGUUUCCGGAUGCCCGCUCCCCCGAUGCUCGUACCGAAGCGCAUCAAUUACGUGGCCCCGAUGCUCGCCUCCGCCCUCCUCCUGCUCCUCCUCCUCUCCGGCUACUUCGAGCUCCCCUCUAUAACCUCCUCCCUCUCCACCCCGCUCUCCCCUACCAUCCCAGCUGCCGGCGCCACUGGGAACCGCCGCUUCGAUACAGCGCUCGACUCCGUCGGCUCCCGCGAGCGGUCGGCCUUUACGUCCACCCUCGCCGCCUUCAGCGCUUGGGACGCCGCCGUCGGGUGCCCCCGCAUCCGCGCCAAGAUCGGCGCCGCUAACGCGACGAUGGCCUCUGCCAUGGUUUCCAUCACUGGCGGAGCGGGGUGGGGAGGCGCGAGGUGCGAGGAGAUGAAGACACGGCACGUGGGGGUACUCGUCAAGGGGUGGACGUGGAUCCCCGACGCGCUGGACGGCGUGUACACAUGCCGUUGUGGAGUGAGCUGCGUGUGGAGCAAGGCCGCCGCAGUCGUUGACCGCCCCGAUGCGCUGCUCUUCGAGGGCGCUACGCCGCCGCAGCAGAGAAUGAAAGGUCUACCUCUUCGUGUUUAUCUGGACCUGGAGGCUAGUAGGAAACCAACUGGUUUUGAGGACAUUUUUAUAGGUUACCAUGCUAAUGAUGAUUUGCAAGUAACAUAUGCUGGAAAAUCUUUCCACACUAGCCGGAGUUACCAUGUAUCCACAGAAAAGACAAAUGAUGCACUCAUCUAUUGGUCAUCUUCAAGGUGUCUUCCUCGCAGAGACAAGCUUGCAGAAGAGUUCCUCUCAUUGGUACCGCACCAUUCCUUUGGAAAAUGUUUGAAUAAUGUUGGUGGUCCUGACAUGGCACUGUCAAUGUAUCCGAUUUGCUCAAACAAUGGCAAUGGUCCACCACACUGGUGGGAUCACCUACACUGUGCAAUGUCACAUUACAAGUUUGUUCUUGCAAUCGAGAACACCAAGACAGAAAGUUAUGUGACAGAAAAGCUGUUCUACGCGUUGGAGGCUGGGUCAGUGCCAAUAUACUUCGGUGCACCCAAUGUCUGGGAUUUCAUUCCACCAUAUUCUGCAAUUGAUGCCUCCAAAUUCAGCUCUCUUAAGGAACUGGCAUCAUAUGUAAAAGCGCUUGCGAAUGAUCCUGUAGCGUAUGCAGAAUACCAUGCAUGGAGGCGAUGUGGUGUUCUGGGCAACUUUGGCAGGACACGUGAAAUGAGCCUUGAUACACUGCCUUGCCGACUCUGCGAACUAGUCAGCAAGAGAGGUGGUAGAAGUGCAGAUUCAUUUUGAACGACUGGUGAUAACAUUUUGUCUUACAUAUACUUCGAUUCGGUGAGAACUGGAUGACUUGCAACAAAUGGUGUGCCUGAGUGAUGGGAUUAUUCAACGAAGAUGAAGUGGUCAUAUUAUGGAAUGGCAACAGCUGAUAUUCUUCUAAUACCAUACCGGCCACCUUUUUAUAUAUUCUGUUCUUAAACUUUUUUUUUGUCUCGUUGACUGUAGUUAAGAGAUGAAACAUUUUUUUUAUGGAGAGGUUCAUGUUUGUAGGCGGGGAAACUUACAAAUCCACUUCAUCUUGUUAAUAUGAAUACAUGAUAGGGUCACAUGACCGUUUCUUAUAAGGAGGUUCUGAUAGAUAGAAGAAAUGUAUUGGUUUCUUGUGUA
Molecule: messenger RNA, 1807 nt
Organism: Hordeum vulgare subsp. vulgare (domesticated barley)
Lineage: Eukaryota; Viridiplantae; Streptophyta; Magnoliopsida; Poales; Poaceae
Product: alpha-(1,4)-fucosyltransferase
Exons: 4
Coding region: 140-1432 (430 amino acids)
Cellular component (GO): membrane
Molecular function (GO): alpha-(1->3)-fucosyltransferase activity
Source: RefSeq, a predicted model, not a curated record